CGUGACCUUCCGAGUCGCGCUUUCAUUCAUCGUUGGAUCAGACUCAAAGGAACAUAAAAUUGCAUGAAAUAUUGGGCAAGUUGGCAAAUUCAGCCCUGAUCAUUGCAGGAACUGCUCCUCUUAGGCCGUAUAUCGGAAUGUGGCGACGUGCGUGGAAGCCAGCUGCAGCUACAAUUGCAAUUGGGACUCCGGCGUGCUUGUAUUACUACAGAUCGACGCCAACUUUUUCCAUUCCUAUACGGGUCAAGGACGUAGACGGAAAGCCGACCAUGUCGACCAAAGUCCUACCUCUUCUCUCUAUGGAAGAAGUCAACAAACGUUUAAACGCCCGUGCGAAUGCUGAAACGAUAAUACGGCAUGACGGUAUCGUGUGGAACUACGCAAAUGCAGCAUUGCCUUCGAAUGAUCCUAUUGAAGACGCACAUUCAAAACAGAUCAUCCAGAGAGACGAUGCUUCUGGCGACUACCUGUUUUUUACGGUUAUGGAUGGACACCGUGCAGGAGACACCUCCCAUCUACUCUCCCUGGUUCUCAUCAAAGCGGUUUCUCUUGCCCUCUCCAAACUCAUCUCUAAUUCCCCUUCAACGUUCCUCACUGAAUCCACUGUCGGCCGUGUCAAGUCAAUGGUUGGGUUCUGGUCAGCUCCAGACGCUGAUCCUCAUCGUGUUUCGGUCGCUAUACAAGAUGCAUUCACUGACCUAGAUCGUGAACUCAUCACCGCUCCCCUCCGUGUUCUUGCUGGCAAUAUAGAUGGGUCGAAGGUUAUACCAGACCUCAGUAAACACCCUCUUGCAUUGAAGACCAUGCUUCCGGCCAUCUCAGGCAGCUGCGCUCUGAUGGCCAUAUUCGAUACAGCUCACAAGGACCUAUAUGUCGCUUGUACGGGAGAUAGUCGUGCCGUUGCCGGUGUUUGGGAACCAACACCUGACGGAAAAGGUCAUUGGCGUGUCGAUGUUCUUAGCGAGGAUCAGACAGGCAGAAACCCCAAUGAGUUGAAGAGAAUGCAGGCAGAACAUCCUAAAGAUGAAGCAGACACGGUGAUACGAAACGGACGGGUACUCGGAGGCCUAGAGCCUACGCGAGCUUUUGGUGACGCGCGCUAUAAAUGGACACGCGAAGUGCACGAUGCUCUCAACCGUUCAUUCAUGGUCGGCAACGACAUGACUCUACGGACUCAGCCUCAGACUUUGAAAACGCCACCUUAUGUUACCGCGCGACCGGAAGUCACCCACCGCAAGUUGUCUUUCGACAAGUCGUCGCCAGGAGCCAUUCGGUUUCUAGUCCUGGCUACUGACGGCUUGUGGGACGAAAUAACUUCUGAAGAAGUCGUGAGCCUUGUUGGCGGCCACUUGGCAGGUGUUAGAGGUGUCAUUCCUAAAGCCGAACUACCAUCUCUUGUGCCAACGUUCGUCAAAACCGGUAGUGUAGAGGGUAAGGAUCAUCGUCGCAAGCGAAACAGAGGUUCAUGGGCAUUUUGUGAUGACAAUGUUGGUACACAUCUUAUUCGAAAUGCACUUGGGGGCGGUGAUGAGGAGUCACUGCGACAACUGGUGAGCAUUCCGGCGCCAUAUUCUCGGAGGCAUCGAGACGACAUUACGGUCACGGUUGUGUGGUGGGAAGAAGGACGUGAAGAGGAUGCACAAGUCACAACACCUACAAAAGCCAAGUUAUAGAUUUUGUAUGUGCAAUAUUAAUAAGGCUGAGUUCCCCCAAGGGAGGGCUUAUUGACGAC
Molecule: messenger RNA, 1732 nt
Organism: Guyanagaster necrorhizus
Lineage: Eukaryota; Fungi; Basidiomycota; Agaricomycetes; Agaricales; Physalacriaceae
Product: protein serine/threonine phosphatase 2C
Exons: 6
Coding region: 138-1673 (511 amino acids)
Biological process (GO): protein dephosphorylation
Cellular component (GO): mitochondrion
Molecular function (GO): [pyruvate dehydrogenase (acetyl-transferring)]-phosphatase activity
Source: RefSeq, a predicted model, not a curated record